Contarinia nasturtii (swede midge) is the source of this 2155-nucleotide messenger RNA. Its product is annotated as midnolin homolog. Bases 62 to 1942 code for a protein of 626 amino acids. NCBI's taxonomy places the organism in Eukaryota, Metazoa, Arthropoda, Insecta, Diptera, Cecidomyiidae. The transcript has 3 exons. Gene Ontology annotation, cellular component: nucleus. The record is from RefSeq and is a predicted model, not a curated record.
UUCUCUUUUUUUUCUUUGCAGAGAACUUCACGACGGUACAUCGAUAAAAGAGAAUGGGAUUAUGGAUGGAAGCAAAAUAAUUCUGCUGUCAAAUGUUGAGACGGGGCUUUUGGCGCAACGUCCAGAGAAUACGGUGAUGCAAGCUUUGGAAUCGUUGAACGAUUCACAAGAGAACGAAUUUCUUAGCGGGAAAACGCCAUUGAAUUUGAGUAUACGUGUAGGUGAUCACAUGAUGCAGAUUCAAUUACAAUUGAGCACUGUAAAUCCAACAAAUUCGAAUGCAUCUACCUCAACUGGUUCGACUGGAUCAGUUAAUUCAUCUCGAAAACGUAGCAUAUUUCGGUUGAAGACUUCAUCAUCGGCACGUCCGUCAUCAUCGUCGUCAUUGGCCCAACAAUCGUCCAGUACAAAUUCAACUCCCAUUAGAUUCACAAAUGCCAAUCAUAUGUACAAAUCCCCAUCAUCAGAUCAAAUACCCGAAAAAUAUCGAAAUCGCCAUGAAGUUGUGUUAUCACCCCAAGCGUCUACCAGUCGCGCCUCUGAUUUGAUUGAGUCGAAAAAUGAAUUCAAAGAACUACACACAAUCGUUAGUUCACUUAGCAAAGAGAAAACUGAAACUAAAACAAUCAAUGACGCCGACGUAGAUGCCAGUAUGGUUAGUAACGAAGUUGAUUCGUUUUUGGAACAGUCACCAAUCAAGUCACUGUCAAACUUAGUUUCUGGACCGAUAAAAACAUCUUUGUUGCAAAACAUUCCGAUGAAUACACCGACCACCAGCAAUAACCUUACCUCAUGCCCAUGUAAAUCAGUUGAGAGCAGUAGCAGCUCUUCAUCUGGCUGUGAUAUAAAUUGUCAAUAUUCGCGAACCCGUCAUCAGAUACAGCAUAAAAAGUACAUAAAUCACACCGAACUGAAAACCACCACCACCACCACUACCACCGCCACACGAUCCUCAGCGCUACUCCAUAAAACUCUGAACAAUCCAAUUGCAAAAGUAAAGUCAAGCGGAUCUCAAGCCAUUCAAAGUUCUGCUCAGGCAGCAGCCGAUGCAUCAAAUUUGCGUUGUUCGAAAAGUUCGGAGAGCAUUUCACAUGCUGAACAAGGAAUUGCCAAAAUGGUCACGGCAAAAUCGUUGCAAAGUGAGCUCUCAGUUGAUCAGCCCAUAAAUAUAAUUGACACCACUGCUGGCAAUAGCCUCGAUACGGUGUCCGAUACACUGGCUGAAGCAUCACGCAAUCUGGCCAAAACUGUUCGGAAAUUAUCAAAAGAAGUGUUCAGUAGUAAAGGUGAUGCAUCGGCCAUAGCUAUAAAUGAUGAAAAACGUACACGUUCAAAUAAUACACCAACCAAUUCGAGUAGCGGAUCUCAUCAGAGUGGCGCUGUAGCUGGUUUUGGUUCAGGUGCUGUCAUUGAAUCGAUGCGAAAUCAUGGACGAGGCAUUUACUCUGGCACAUUUUCGGGCACCCUCAACCCUGCUUUGCAGGAUCGUUACGGUCGACCAAAACGCGAUAUUUCAACCGCUAUUCAUAUCCUUAAUGAUUUGCUAAGCGCAACACCUCAUUAUAGCCGUGGUGCUCGAAUCAGCUUUGAACCCGCUCAUCACUCUCGCAAAUAUUCGUCAUCGACGUCAAAGCGAAUAAGCAGUACAAGUGCUGGCAGUGCUCAAUCGCAUCAGCAACGUUCGCAUUGUUCCAAAUGUACGAUGUCAUCCAGUAAAUCUGGAUGCAAUGGUGAAUGUAUCAAAGCAUCUCGCAGUACCAGUCGUCAUAUUUAUGUUACCAAUGACUCAGUUCAAUCGUCAAAAUCGGCAUCGUUGCCAUCGACACCCAUUUCAACAAAUAGAUCAAUUGAUUGCCGUCAAUGUCAAAUGCCAAUGAGCAGCUCAGCACCCGUUACUCCAGCAGUGUCACCAAAUCAAUCAUUAAAUAGUUCGACUAGUUAGAAAAAUAAAAAUAAAAUUCUUAAAUCUUAUAUUCAGAAAUCAUCGAAUAUGAACAGCGCAUACUAUCGACAGAGCUUGUUAAAUUGUCAUUAUGUCAUGACAAUUUUAAUAAAAUAGCAAGAUAAUAUGGUCUUUAACCUCUUGACUUCAAUAUUUAUAAAUCAAUAUUAUUUUCACGAAAUAAAGAUACAGUGCUACAGUGUAAACAAAUAA